AAAACCAUUUGUUUUGAUUAAGUAGUAAGUAUAUAAAUUGUUGGUCAAGGUUAACUGUUUAAAAAUCAAACGUUCAUCGCUAUAAGCUUUGUUAUAGUUGAUAAGAAUUAAGUGAAUAUUACCAGUCAAUUUUUGGUAAUAGAAAUAUGUUAUUUAUACUAUUUCUGGCGGUUCCGCAGAUAGCAUCUGCGAUAAUGCUACCAGUUUUCGAAGAGGACAUGCAUCCGUUAUCGGACAAAUUCAUCAAUUCGAUUAACGAAGCCCAAUCAACAUGGACAGCCGGUAGAAAUUUCGCUAGAGACAUUCCAAUGUCCUAUAUUACCAAACUAAUGGGUGUUCUACCUAAUUACAAAAAUUAUAUGCCUGCAGUGAAGGUACACAAUUUGGAAGAUAUUGAGAUACCCUCACAGUUUGACGCUCGCCUUCAAUGGCCUCAUUGCCCAACUAUUCAAGAGAUAAGAGAUCAAGGGUCGUGCGGUUCUUGUUGGGCAUUUGGAGCGGUAGAAGCAAUGUCUGAUAGAGUAUGUAUUCAUUCGAACGGUACCGUUAAUUUCCACUUUUCUGCAGAUGACUUAGUAUCUUGUUGCUAUACAUGUGGAAUGGGCUGUAAUGGUGGUUUUCCUGGUUCAGCGUGGCACUAUUGGGUCAGGAAAGGUUUGGUCUCGGGUGGGCAAUACGGUACUAAGCAAGGAUGCAGACCAUACGAAAUAGCUCCAUGUGAACAUCACGUUAACGGAUCACGACCGGCUUGUGAUGCUUCUGAAGGCAAAACGCCGAGGUGUGUACAGAAAUGUGAAGGAUCGUACAAAAUCAAUUAUAACAAAGAUAAACAUUUCGGUGCCUCCGCUUAUUCCAUAUCCAGUGACGAAAAGCAAAUCCAAACUGAAAUUUUAAAGAAUGGACCCGUAGAAGGAGCAUUCAGUGUUUACGCCGAUUUCGUUAAUUAUAAAAGUGGAGUUUAUCAGCACACGACAGGCCCAUUUUUGGGAGGUCAUGCUAUUCGUAUUAUUGGCUGGGGAGUCGAAAGAAAUACUCCUUAUUGGUUGGUAGCGAAUUCUUGGAAUUCCGAUUGGGGAGACCGUGGUACUUUUAAAAUUCUACGAGGAAAGGAUCAUUGCGGAAUCGAAGAUGGUAUCGUCGCCGGACUACCCAAAUAAUAUUUUUAUUAAAACUAUAUAAAUUAAUCUGUAUAGUUUUCAUUUUUCAAAUGUAUCUUGUGUUUUUAAUUUUUGUAGAUCUUUGAUAUUAGUAAAUAUCUCAUUAUAUAUAUAUAUAUAUAUAUAUAUAUAUAUAUAUAUAUAU
Molecule: messenger RNA, 1302 nt
Organism: Diorhabda sublineata
Lineage: Eukaryota; Metazoa; Arthropoda; Insecta; Coleoptera; Chrysomelidae
Product: cathepsin B
Exons: 6
Coding region: 147-1157 (336 amino acids)
Biological process (GO): regulation of catalytic activity
Cellular component (GO): lysosome
Molecular function (GO): cysteine-type endopeptidase activity
Source: RefSeq, a predicted model, not a curated record